This is a messenger RNA of Oryctolagus cuniculus (rabbit), 4201 nucleotides long. RefSeq names its product zinc finger protein 394 (gene ZNF394). NCBI's taxonomy places the organism in Eukaryota, Metazoa, Chordata, Mammalia, Lagomorpha, Leporidae. Gene Ontology annotation, molecular function: DNA-binding transcription factor activity, RNA polymerase II-specific; RNA polymerase II cis-regulatory region sequence-specific DNA binding. The record is from RefSeq and is a predicted model, not a curated record. Gene Ontology annotation, biological process: regulation of transcription by RNA polymerase II.
CCGAACGAGGCCCUUUGAGGCGAAAAGCAAUUGCAGUUAGUGAACACCGCAGCAGUGGAAAGCUCUGGGUGUUGAGGUUUGACAUGAGGAUGCUGGUCCGUCCACCGGAUCCCCAGCCGCACGACAAGUCUCCUUUCUCCAGGCUCAGUUGUCCUCGUCUUAGGAUCGGAGGCGAUGACAUCUGACUUACACGGCAAUGAAUUUUAAAAUGUUUUCUCUCUCCCAACCCCGUAAUUGCCUUCGCCGGCAGUCGGCCACCACCUCCCAGGCCCGUUAUUUUUCUGCGCUGCAAGACGCGGCCACUGGGGAACCUGCGGUCCCAGGUGCGACCGGAGCCGGAAACCACCGAGUCGCAUCUCAUUCCUCCGGGAUGCCUAGAGCGGCCCCGGAAAUGCCGGGGAGUGUCCAGCAGGGAGUGGGUGACGCACUUCCUUCCGGGGGUGGAUUUGUUUCUGUCCAGGGUCUGAGCGGGCUGUGAGCGCGGUGUUUGCGGUUCGGAGGGCGUGAAGGCGCGGGGGCUGUUCCCGCAGGGGUCCGGUGUUUAGGACCGGAAGGCCGAUGAGCUCCUGGGGCUUGAUCUCCUCUUGCCUGAAGCCGAGACUCUGGGAAAGUCCGCGCAUGCCGGCGCGAGCUGAGCCGGAGCGCUGCCGCCCAGAGGCUCGGGUGGCCGGGAGGUCCGGGGCCGCGGGGCCGCCCCUGCGCGAGGAGCUGGUGAUAGUGAAAGUGGAGGAAGACCCAGCCGGAGGGCGGGAACCCGAGCCGCCAGGGGCCUGGCCGGACCCGGAGACGUCCCGGCAGCAUUUCAGGCAGCUGAGUUACCAGGAAGUGGCCGGCCCCGAAGAGGCGCUGAGGCGGCUCCGGGAGCUCUGUCGCCGGUGGCUGCGGCCCGAGCUGCACUCCAAGGAGCAGAUCCUGGAGCUGCUGGUGCUCGAGCAGUUCCUGACCAUGCUGCCCGAGGAGCUGCAGGCCUGGGUGCGGGAGCACUGCCCGGAGAGCGGGGAGGAGGCUGCGGCCGCGGUGCGGGCCCUUCAGAGCGCGCUGGACGGGGCCUCACCGCAGGAGUCGGUGACAUUCGAGGAUGUGGCUGCUUCUCUGACCUGGGAGCAGUGGGAGCGCGUGGACCCAGCCCGGAGGGACUUGUGCAAGGACAGUGCACGGGAGGUCUACGGGGGCACCAUCCCAGCUGGUUUGGAGACCAGAGCUGAAACCAAAGAGUUGAUUCCAAAGCGAGAAAUGUCAGAAGUAGAGCCACAGGGGCAGCUUCCAGAGGUGUCCCAGGGAAUGGCCUGCCCGUCUGCUGAGGGUGGUGCUACCCAGGGCGACAGGGGACAGAAGCAUUCAAGAUGUCCGUCCUCACUGAAACUUGAAAAUCCUCCCGAAGAGCAGGGACUCACCAGCACCUCCCAGCUCAGCCAGAAUGGAGCCACAGAAGACAGAGACUCUGAGAGUAAUGGACUUGGCAACAGAAGUCCCAGCUGUGUCCUUUGUCCGCACAUCCGGACAGCAGAGAGGCCUGCUGACGGUCAUGAACACGGGUGCAAGUGCAGACAGUGUUUACAUAUGGGGAGUCGCCACGCUGUGGACAGUGGAGAGCAGUUCCGUAGUUCUGACCUGUUUGAAGGCCAGAGACAGUUCCGUGAAGAAAGACCUUACAAGUGUGAUAACUGUGAGAAGAGCUUCAAACAGCGCUCUGACCUCCUUAAACACCAGAGAAUCCACACGGGGGAGAAGCCCUAUGAGUGCCAGGCAUGCGGGAAGAGCUUCAGUCAGAGUGCUGCUCUGAUUAAGCACCAGAGGACACACACAGGGGAGAAGCCGUACACAUGUCUGAAAUGUGGGGAGUGCUUCAGACAGAGUUCACAUCUAAAUCGCCAUCAAAGAACUCACACAGGAGAGAGGUACUAUAAAUGCGAGGAGUGUGGGGAAACAGGCCACGUUUCCAGCCUUUUUAGACAUCAGAGGCUGCACAAAGGAGAGAGACCCUACAAAUGCGAAGAAUGUCAGAAGGGCUUCAAACAGCGCUCUGACCUCUUUAAACAUCAGAGAAUCCACACCGGGGAGAAGCCUUAUGGAUGUUCUGUGUGUGGGAAAAGCUUCAGUCAGAGUGCGACGCUCAUUAAACACCAGAGAACUCACACAGGAGAGAAACCUUAUAAAUGUCUUGACUGUGGGGACAGCUUUCGACAAAGUACACACCUCAUCCGGCACCAAAGAAUCCAUCAAAAUAAAGUCUCGUCAUUUUGAUAUGCUUCUGCAUGCCCUGUUUUGUUUGUUUCAUGUCCAGAAACUCCAUUCGGUGGCAUUUGAAGUAUUUCAGAAAACCGUGGACCGUGUUGCCUUGGGAAUCCCACAUAAAACAGGCUCGGUCUGACCUGAGUCUCAGUACAUACUUGAUAGCAUUUCACACAGGGAGGAAUGAGGGGAGUUCCCUAAAAGAUGACACAGCGACUUACGAGGAAAAGAGCAAAGGCUAAUGUGACAGAAUCUAUCCGUGUCGUCUUCACUCUUCCUGCCUCUUCUUUGGACCAAAUCUUGCCCACUUCAAUUGUUUUCCUAAGAAUUGUAGUCAUUUAUAAUAAUUUCUCUACCCAUUUGUUGGAGAGGGUUUGCACUACUUUGUAAUCCUCAAAACACCUGGUACAUCUGAGCACAGAGAAGAAGCACUCUCUAUUUGACUUGUUAAAAAAUUAAUUUUGGGGCCGGCGCCGUGGCUCACUAGGCUAAUCCUCCGCCUAGUGGUGCCGGCGCACCGGGUUCUAGUCCCGGUCGGGGCGCCGGAUUCUGUCCCGGUUGCCCCUCUUCCAGGCCAGCUCUCUGCUGUGGCCCGGGAGUGCAGUGGAGGAUGGCCCAAGUGCUUGGGCCCUGCACCCCAUGGGAGACCAGGAGAGGCACCUGGCUCCUGGCUUCAGAUCAGCACGGUGCGCCGGCCGCAGCGUGGCGGCCAUUGGAGGGUGAACCAACAGCAAAGGAAGACCUUUCUCUCUGUCUCUGUCUUUCUCUCACUGUCCACUCUGUCAAAAAAAAAAAUAAUAAUAAUAAUUUUGCAGAUCCCUCUUUCCUGUUUUAGGAGUCUUAAGGUUCCUGGGUUGGUUUGUUUUUUUUUUGUUUUUUUUUGUUUUUUGUUUUUUCCCUUUUAUUUAUUUGAAAGGCAGAGUUACAGAGAGAAAGAGAGUCAGAGAGGUCUCCAUCCACUGGGUCACUUCCCAAAUGGCCGCAACAGCUGGGGCAGGGCCAGGCCAGAGCCAGGAGCUUCUUUCGGGUCUCCCACAUGGGUAGCAGGGGCCUGCGCACUUGGGCCAUCCUCCACUGCUUUUGCAAGUGCAUUAGCAGGGAGCUGGAUUGGAAGUGGAGCAGCUGGGACUUGAACCAGCACCCACAUGGGAUGCCAGCAUUGCAGGUGGUGGUUUAACCUACUGUGUAUGCCACAGUGCCUGCCCCAUGGGUUGUUUUAUAAGUUUGGUUUCUUUUAAAACAAGAAAAGCACACACAUUUAGUUUCUGUCACUAUAACCCUUUCACUGCUUAAAUAAGGUCAUUUACUGAGAACUUUUUUCUUUUUUAAGAUUUACUGGGGCUGGUGCUGUGGCCUAGUAAGUUAAGCCUCCACCUGCAGCACUGGCAUCCCCUAUGGGUGCCAGUUCAAGUCCUGGCUGCUCCACUUCCGGUCCAGCUCUCUGCUGAUGGCCUUGGAAAGCAGUGGAAGAUGGCCCAAGUGCUUGACCCCUGCACCCAGGUGGGAGACCUGGCUCUUAGCUUCGGAUCAGCCCAGCUCUGGCCUUUGGUGGCUACUUGGGGUGUGAACCAUCCCCUCUCCCUCUAACUCUGCCUCUCAAAUAAAUAAAUAAAUCUUUAAAUAAUAAUAUUUAUUUGAAAGGCAGAGUAAUGGAGAUGUAGAGAGAGCUUCCAUCUAUUGGUUCAUGCCCCAGAUGGGCUCAGUAGCCAGGUCUGGGUCAGGCUAAAUUCAGGAGCCAGAAACUCCCAAGUCUCCCAUGUAGGUGUCAGGGAUCCACACACUUGGGCCAUCUGCUGCUGCAUUCCCAGGCACAUUAGCAGGGAGCUGGGUCAGAAUCAGAGCAGCCAGGACUCAACCAGCACUCCAGUAUGGGAUUCCGGCAUCACAGGUGGCAUUUUAACCACAACACUGGCCCCAACUUUUGGUUUCUGAAAAAGUCAUCACUAAACUAGUCACUGAAUUGGUGUGU